Molecule: messenger RNA, 360 nt
Organism: Eruca vesicaria subsp. sativa (arugula)
Lineage: Eukaryota; Viridiplantae; Streptophyta; Magnoliopsida; Brassicales; Brassicaceae
Source: the annotation of a GenBank genome assembly
AUGAGCCAGCAAAGAGACAGUACGCAAAAGCCACGCUCUGUCAAGCUUGUUACUCCUCUCUACGCCUCACUAGCUCCUUGGAGAAGAAGGCCCUCGAGCUUUUCAAUGCCAUACCAAAACUUUUUUUUGUCACUUCACCUUAGAUUCGAGCCUGACAUGGUAACAUACAGCAGAUGUGAAUAUCCAAACCUAUCCGCUUCAUUUGUGGCUGCUAUCAAAGCUGCUGGAGGAGACAAAAAGCCAUGGAUAGGAGAGAUAGCUCAGAGCUGGAGAAAGCGAGGCAAGUGCCCUUUGACUCCUAACGAAACAGUCUUGAUGCUGCAAUCACUAAGAAUCCCAACAAGCACAAACAUAUACUAG